This is a messenger RNA of Pantherophis guttatus, 1341 nucleotides long. The record is from RefSeq and is a predicted model, not a curated record. NCBI's taxonomy places the organism in Eukaryota, Metazoa, Chordata, Lepidosauria, Squamata, Colubridae.
CCCCCUUUUUUUUACAGUCAUUCGCAGAAAAGAAUGCAGAUGGUUACAAAAAUCUCUUUCUUUGCCAUGUUUGUCAUGUACUUUUUAACUGCUAUUUUUGGCUACUUGACAUUUUAUGAAUCUGUACAAUCAGAUUUGCUUCACAAAUACCAGAAUAAAGAUGACAUCCUUGUCUUAACUGUUCGUGUUGCCGUCAUUGUUGCAGUGAUACUUACAGUCCCUGUGUUAUUUUUCACUGUUCGUUCAUCUAUAUUUGAGCUUGCUAGAAAAACCAAAUUUCAUUUAUGCCAACACAUUGUGGUUACAUUGAUCCUUUUGAUGAUCAUUAACCUGCUGGUUAUUUUUAUACCUUCCAUGAAGGAUAUUUUUGGAGUUGUAGGAACAACAUCUGCCAAUAUGUUGAUUUUUAUUCUUCCAUCUUCACUCUAUUUGAAAAUCACCCAUCAAGAUGGUUCAAAACUGAUUCAGAGAAUUUGGGCUUCCCUCUUUUUGGCAUUAGGAAUUUUAUUUUCCAUGGUGAGCAUUCCUCUUGUUAUCUAUGAUUGGGUGCAUUAAGACAUGCCACUGAAGGUUAGUGAGAUACCAAGAAGAACGCAUUAUCUCCUUGCUGUUCACAAAAAUCACUAAUCACCUAUUUUGCCAGUAUGUCCUACUCAUCAGAAAUUUCCUCUAUUAAACAAACAAACAAGAAAUAAUCAUCACUGCAUAUUUUCCACAGGAAAUAGUUGCUAAUUUGUAAUUUUUGCAUCAGUAUUAUUACAGUGGUCAGAACAAUUUCACAGAUCCCAUUGGUCAUAGGUCUUCUGUAUGCAGUAAAUGGUAAUGAAAUACCUGAAGAAUAUCUUCUACUGCUUCAUACAUUGCACAGGAAUAUUUCUUCUGAUUUUCAGCUAAAAUCCAUUAUCCAUUAUCCUGAUCAAAGUAAAUCACACUGGUGCAGUAAUGUGGUUAAUGAUUAGAUAGAUAACUAGUAUUUUGUCACAUAUAGAUUCUAUGGAGUCUUUUGGUAUUAGUAAACAAAAACUAAUUAUUUAAGCUCAGUUAUCCUUGUGGGAGAUGUGCAUGCAUGUGUACCCAUUUUCAAAGUAGUCUCCCAGGAAAUUGCACCUUGUCUCCCUGUCCCGCUACAGUAUUAUUUGAAUUAAAAUACACCAAAAUCAAAAGAAACAGAUCCAGAGAUAAUGUGUGUGAGAUAUAAAAUUUCUUGGUGCCAGGAUUACAUUUGUAAAUAUAUUUUGCUUUGCUUUGAUGAAGUUGUGAUCUUCUGGUUGGGAGAAUUUCAAACUCUCUUUUGCUGUUACAAGAACAAUAACAAUAAAGAAGCUGUUGCCAAGGAAAAUA